Molecule: messenger RNA, 1937 nt
Organism: Vanessa tameamea
Lineage: Eukaryota; Metazoa; Arthropoda; Insecta; Lepidoptera; Nymphalidae
Product: Kv channel-interacting protein 4-like
Exons: 8
Coding region: 1-840 (279 amino acids)
Molecular function (GO): calcium ion binding
Source: RefSeq, a predicted model, not a curated record
AUGGAAAAGGUGGACCAGCAAAUGGGCUACCUGAUGCGGAGCGGAUCACAAAGCUGGGUCCGCAACACGGCGUCGUCGGUGGACGGCCGAGCGGGUGCGGGCGAGGCGGAGGCGCCGCCCGCACCCGACGCGGAGGCGCCAGCGCGCCGCCGACGACACCGCCCGCUCUACCGCCGCCUGUUCCACUAUUUCCGCACCGCGUGGACUGGCGUCAAGUUUGCUCUAGGUCUCACAGCGCGGUCCGAAAAUUCAGAGCUCGAGGAGUUGGGUGAGCAACUGCCUCGGUACCGCCCGGACUCGAUCGCAGCAUUGCGUCGAGCCACGCGCUUCACAGAACCGGAGCUGAAGAGAUUGUACCGAGGUUUCAAGGCAGAAUGUCCGACGGGCGUAGUGAAGGAAGAAACUUUCAAGCUCAUAUACUCGCAAUUUUUCCCACAAGGAGCCAACACUGCACAAUAUGCCCACUUUGUUUUUAAUACACUGGACCAAGAUCGAAGUGGGUUGUUAAGUUUUGAGGAGUUCGUAACUGGCCUGUCCAUUCUUUCAAGAGGAACAUUAGAAGAGAAAUUGCGAUGGACGUUCUCACUGUAUGAUAUAAAUGGUGAUGGAUAUAUCACGAAGGAAGAAAUGACUGAAAUUGUAAAUGCAAUUUACGACCUCAUGGGUAAAAUCGUAGAACCUAUGAUUGAUGACGAAGUUGUGCGAGAAAAAGUCGAGAGACUAUUCCAGAAAAUGGAUUUGAACCGCGACGGCGUGUUGACUAUGGACGAGUUCCUGGACUGCUGCCUGCGAGACGAAGACAUCACGCGCUCCAUGGGCGUGUUCGACAGCAACUUCUGACGCGCCGCGGUCGCGCGCCGGCACUAGCGCGCUCGCACACGCGCCUCGGCCGCGGUCGUGUAGCGUGGGAAGGGUACAGGCAAAAAUCAAGGAUUGUGAAUUUGAAAGACUUACUCUAAACUUACUCGUUGACAGCUAAUAAUUAUAAUACUCAUUUUUCUCUUUCAAAAGUAGGUAUAUAUUAAAAUUAGAGUAAUCAACAAUUAUAUAACUAUCAUUAUUAACAUCCCUGGUGAACUUAAGUAUUCUUGGUUGAUUAGUCGGUUAAAUUCAUUACGUCUUUUCUCUUUUCAGAGAACAGUAUCCUUAUUUGUUCUUAAAGAAAAUAAAUCAUCGAGAUUGAAAAUGUUAUAAUAACUAAUAGUGACGCCAUUAUUCAAACUAAAGAGACAUUGCCGGUUUCUUGCCUGUACCCUUCGUUUGUCAAAUACUACGAAUCUCUAAUGAAAUAGAGUCAAAAAUCUGCCCUUUGAUUAUAUAUCGAAGGAACGCGCUUUACUGGAAUUCAAUUUUUAAACUUUCGAAUUAUUACGAGAUAAUUAUAGAUAAAUGUUUCUAAAGGUCUGAAUCCGACGACAUUGCUGCUUGACUCGUUACAAUUAUUGUUACUUGUUAGACUUUGUAAAAGGAAGGGUUCGCCUUUAAUUACAUAAAAAAUAGUAAUAGUAGUCACGAGUAUGGAAAGAUAAAUGGGAAACAAUAAAAUCGAUAUUUUUAAUUAGCCUUAUAGAAAUAAAAGCAAAAUUCGAGCUCGAACAACAUUAAAUCUUAAAAAUUUCUAUAUCGUAGUUUAACAUUAUAAAUGUCUUCUCCUAUAGAUAUCUAUUUUCACUAGAUCCCUAUUACAAAUUAAUUAAUAGAGAAAUCGAUGGAAAGAAUAUUAAUAUACUUAUGCCUGUCUAGUAUCUACGAGUACGUUUUCUAUCUCUUUCGUGUAAAUGUUGAAACAAUAAGAUUAUAGUGAAGAAAAUUAUACUUUUAGUUCAAUAAUAUUUUAUACAAUUAAGUGUCCAUAAUGAAUGUGUAGGAAUGCCAUCAACUAAGUCAAUGGCUGUGUAAAUCGUAGAUAUGUCUGUAAUAAAUCGUGUAGAUAGAUA